Chelonia mydas (Green sea turtle) is the source of this 3645-nucleotide messenger RNA. RefSeq names its product MAM domain containing 4 (gene MAMDC4). Gene Ontology annotation, cellular component: membrane. Lineage: Eukaryota; Metazoa; Chordata; Testudines; Cheloniidae. The transcript has 29 exons. Gene Ontology annotation, molecular function: protein binding. The coding region runs from base 1 to 3645 and encodes 1214 amino acids. The record is from RefSeq and is a predicted model, not a curated record.
AUGAACACAGCUUGGCCUCACCCUGGCAUCCAGUCCGUCUUCAUCAACAGAUGCAGCAGUCCUGCCCCGGGGGUGUGUGACUUUGUGUGCGACUGCAGGGACUGCUCCGAUGAGAACCAGUGUGGUUAUCACAAAGAAUCAGUCACGCUGGGAACUCCCUUCACCUGCGAUUUUGAAGAGGGCGACUGUGGAUGGAAGGAUGUGAGCACCUCUGGCUACAGAUGGGUCACAGGCCGAACCAGCAUCGCCAUGUGGGGGACAGGGCCCAGCGCCGAUCACACCCGGGGCACUGAUCUGGGCUGGUACAUGGCUGCAGAGAUGCGCAGAAACACGUUUGCUGCCAUCGCUAGGUUAAGGUCCCCUGUGAUGCGACAAGCAGCAGCCACCUGUGAGAUCAGAGCAUGGUAUCGCCUGUGGGAAACAGGGCUUAACAAGACGGUGCAGCCGGCUCUGUGGGUGGAGCUGACGUAUGACAAUGAGACCAUAACGCUGUGGCAGAGCCCUGAAAGCAGCAUUUCUGCCUGGCAGGAGCUGGUUGCAUACACAGGCCGGGUGCCAGGGGAGUUCCAGAUAACCCUCUCCUCGCAGCAGAGCUCCUUGCAGCUGGACGACGUGGAGUUCAGGAGCUGUGGCUUGCCACCGCCCCUGAGCCUAGUGUGUGGCUGGGAGGAGAGGAACUGCAGCCGUGGAUCAUGUGUGCAGCUGGAGCAGCUCUGUGAUGGCACCGACAACUGCGGGGAUCUGUCAGACGAAUCCACCACAGAGUGCAGAUCUUUCACCCACUGUUCCUUUGAGACGGGCUGGUGUGACUGGGUCACUGCGCCCGAUUACCCGACCUGGGUCAGGAACACAAGCCUCCACCUCGCGCCUGCAGCCCGCACCCCCACACGGGACCACAGCAGCAACAGCAGGACAGGCUUUUUCCUCUACAUCACUACCGGCCCACAGGACCUGAGCAGCGGUGCGGCCAGACUGAUUAGUCCAGUUUUCCAAGCAACCAAGACCAGCAGCUGCUCUCUCGUGUUCUACUCCCACCUCUACGACUCGGCCACCGGCAGCCUCAACAUCUACUACCAAACCAACUCCGUCACGCAGCUCAUGCACACGAGGGCUGGGGACCUCGGCGAUUACUGGUUCAGGGGGAAAGUGGACUUCAAUGUGACCAAGAACUUUCAGAUCGUUCUUGAGGGCAUGAUCGGAACAGGACAGAAAGGCACCAUGGCCCUGGAUGACUUGGUUCUAUCCCCAGGCUGCAUCCGGGCUCCAGGCAAUCCGGUCAUCACUCCCACGCCUUCCUCCACUGACCCCACCACGCCCUGCACCCCAGAGGAGUUCACCUGCGACAAUAAGAAGUGCGUCAGCGCAGAGCUGGCCUGCGACUUUACAGAGACGUGUGAAGACGGCUCCGAUGAGAAGUAUUGUGGGACAUCGACCUUCGAGGCUGGGGCUAGGGGCUGGAAGGACAUCAGUGUGGGCCAGCUGCAGUGGGUGAGGGAGAAAGCCAGCGAGGGCUUACUGCCUGGGGCAGACCACACCACCAACACCUCCACAGGGAGUUACCUGGGCGUGGAGCUGGCUCCAGGCCAGAUGGUGUCUGUGGCAAGGGCUCGCACCCCCCUUCUAGGCCCCUCGGGCCUGGCCUGCUCCGUGGAGAUGCACUACUGGCUGCACAGCGACCCCCAAGGGUUCAUUGCGCUCGGCAUCGUGGAUCAUGCCCUGGGGACACACAGGCUGGCCUGGCACAUGCAGGGCAACGGCAACGCGGAGUGGAAACACGUCACCGUUCCUCUUGGGGAGAGAGCCAGACCCUUCCAGCUGGAGCUGAUUGCCCUGGUGGAUCUGCGUGGCCCCAUAGUGCAGAGUGCUGCUGUGGACGAUGUUGCAUUUGUGAACUGCGACCCCCGCUUUACCCCUCCAGAUGCCUCAGAGCUGUCUUGCAACUUUGAGAUGGGGCUCUGCGGCUGGUACCAGGAUCAGAGCGAUGAUUUUGCGUGGGUGCGAGGCACAGGGCUGGGGCUGGGCUCUGACCACACCACCGGCACAGGCUAUUUCUUGUCCGUGGAUCUCUCCGCCCAAAGUACCUGGGCCCUGAGCGCACGUCUCAUCACCUACCCCCAGGACCCUCCCACCAGAGAGCAGUGUCUCUCAUUCUGGUACCGCCUGGAUGGCCCUCAGAGUGGCACGCUGAACCUAAAGAUACAGCACGAUGGGGAGCCCGAGACGGUGCUCUGGACCCGAACGGGAGCUCAUGGCAGCAUGUGGCACCUGGGAUUCGCAACACUCAGUCGUCAGGCUCUACAGAGGUACCGGCUGGUCUUCGAGGCUCUCCGGGACGGGUACCUGGGGGACAUAGCCCUGGACGAUGUCACCGUGCGAGCUGGAGCCUGUGGUCCCCAGGAGUCCUGUUCGUUCGAGGCCAAUGCCUGUGGCUUCUCCUCCAGCUGGCAGUACACGUGGGCACGGCAGAGCAACGCCACCGGCACUGCCACCGCUGGUCCUCCCACUGACCACACCGUGGGGACAGCCCGAGGAUAUUACAUGAUUGUUGAUACCAGCAAGGGCUCCCUGCCCCGUGGGCAAGCAGCCACUCUGAGCUCUGGGCAGUACAGGCCCCUGACUCAUCCGCAGUGCCUGGGCUUCUGGUACCAGCUGAGCGCCAGUGACCCAGGGUCUCUGACGGUGUGUGUGAAGGAGAAGGGGGUGCAGCGGAGGCUGUUCAGCGUGAGCUCAGUGCAGGGGGACGCUUGGCGCUACGGUAACGUGACUGUCCAAGUGGCUGAGGACUGGCAGGUCGCCUUCGAGGUGGUGAGUGCUGGCGGCGAGCUCUCCUACGUCGCCCUCGAUGAUCUGCACCUGAAGGCCAGCAGCUGCCCAGAGCCAGGUUCCUGUGACUUUGAGUCAGACACUUGUGGCUGGACCAGCCCCUCAGACCACACCCUGGGCAGCUACACCUGGGGCUGGAAGAGCGGGGCCAGCCCGGGCCCGGAGGUGGACCACACGCUGGGCACGACAGCAGGUCACUACGUUUACUUCAAUGCCAGCGUGCUGGGGCCUGGGGGGAACGCAGCCCGGCUGCUGAGCGAGCACCUGCCAGCCACCACGGGUGCCUGCCUUCGGUUUUGGUACCACAUGGACUUCCCAGAGCACUUCUACAGUGGCGAGCUGAGGGUGAAGCUGAACAGCACGGCGGGGGAACUAACAGUCUGGUGCGCCCGAGGGCACCAGGGCCAAGGCUGGCGGAGCACGACCCUCUCAGUGCAGAACACUGUGGAGUUCCAGAUUGUCUUUGAAGUGACCAAUGGCGUGUGGCCUGCCGGGGGGACCAUCGCCCUGGACGAUAUCAUGUACCAUGCUGGAGAGGGCUGUAAUGGAGACGGUUUGGGCCAGAUGGAAGAUGGGAAACCUGCCAAGGGCUCUGUGGCAGCAAUGGUGAUUGGCAUUCUCCUGGCCACUGUAUUCCUGCUCCUAAUAACUUUGAGCAUAUGCUAUUGGCUGAAGAGGAGGGUGUCAGCAGGCAGGAGGCCAGAGGAGAGAGCCACCAGCCAAGGCUUUGACAACAUCACUUUUAGAGAUAGUAGAGCAGGAGGUGGUAGUGGACACCGCAACCAUCGGUGCUGCUUCAUGUUCUUCACCCCCAUAGUAUGA